Atta colombica is the source of this 6312-nucleotide messenger RNA. RefSeq names its product MAGUK p55 subfamily member 5-A. Lineage: Eukaryota; Metazoa; Arthropoda; Insecta; Hymenoptera; Formicidae. Gene Ontology annotation, biological process: morphogenesis of an epithelial sheet; protein localization to plasma membrane; generation of neurons. The transcript is spliced from 18 exons. Gene Ontology annotation, cellular component: adherens junction; plasma membrane. Gene Ontology annotation, molecular function: protein binding. The coding region runs from base 507 to 5237 and encodes 1576 amino acids. The record is from RefSeq and is a predicted model, not a curated record.
GAGAGAGAGAGAGAAAGAGAGAGAGAAAGAGAAGAGGAAGGAAUAUUGAACUUCCGAUGAAUCGAUCAACGAUCUCGUAUAAGCGAUACGAUCGUAAAUACAGCGAACAUGUCGGAAAACAAGAUUAAAUAUACACGAUAUAUGAUAAAGAAAAGCCACUCCGAAAUGGAAAACUAGAGGAAGAACGAACCAGAGGAAAAAAAGAAAGAGAGAACAAGAGAGAGAAAGAAGUGCGUUCCGUGUCGUAUGAAAAAUAUAAUCGUUGUUAACCGGCCGCGAAGUAGGUCACAAGGUCGAUACUAAAAUGAAGUGAAGAUGCAAGAGGAAACCGGGAAAAUGGCAUGUACUAACGACGUUAAUAACGGCGGACCGAUUUUUCGGGGCGGACCCGGCGUAGUGUGAAGUAAUUAGUGCACGUUGCGCGCGGGCGUCAUUCGCGCGGAGUGUCGCGCGAGGUAAUCUAAUAGCGGACUACCCCUAUGUACGGCGGAUAAUUACUAGCGAAAAUGGUCGAUGCAUACCUAGGAGGAUACGUUAUUUUACUGACGAGUGACAACGGGAGGGUCAAGCUCUAUGGAUCGCCGGCGGAUAAUGGCACUCUGGAAGUGAGCGAUGAAAUUUUAGAAGUGAACGGUCGCACCUUGGAAAAUGCAACUCAUACCGAAGUCAUUCAAUACAUACAUGAGUGCAUCGACUCUCGAACAAUAUGUCUGCGUCUUCGGAGAAGCGGAAACAGGAACGUGGAAGAGCUGGACGGGCCGAACGGAAGUGGGCGGAUACGAGACGCCUGGGUUAUCGCCGUCGAAAGGAACGCGAGGGAGAGGCUGCAGAAAUUGACGGCACUCCAGAAGAUCCAACCGCGCGACAUCCAUAGCAUUUUACAUCAACGGACAAUAAAUUCAGUAGCGUCCACGAGCGAAGACUCCACUUCAAAAGACGUAUCGAAUGGCCAAAUUACGGUUACUUUGGCGGACAAGGAAUUGGAGACGAAUUCUUUUUCCACCAAACUUAGCAACGGUACAAUUCCCAAGGGAUUAGGAAAAGAGGCGGACAUCCGAGUGGAAAACACCUCGCAGGAGCGGAAGGACUCUUUGGAAAAGCAACACAGCUGCGAAGAGGCGAACCUCUUGCAACCGGUACAGAGCGGAAGAAUCGGAGAACGACGCUCGAGCAGCCCUUUCCAAAAUGGUCGGACGGAAGUGCUGAUUGGCGAACCGGAGGGCGGCCCGAGGUCGCCGCGGGGAUCGACGUCUUCGGCGGUGAACGACGGCAAUUUCCUGAAUCCACCGGACGAGCGAGACGAACCAAUUUGCAGGUCCCGAAGGCGUAGCGGUAGUGGCGUGACAGACAUACAUUCUCAGCAACAACAGCAGCAAUUGCAGUUGCAAGAGAACAACAAUUCGCGCGAACAACAACUCGUGCGAACAACAAGCUCGCGCGACGCGAAGAAGCCGCAGGAGGGACUGGGGCCCGAUGAGAUGUGGGCCCCUGGCGCCCUGGGCCAUCAUCGGGAGCUACCUGUUGAUGUGCCCGACACCCUUCUACAGAAGGCCUAUCCCAACAAGGUAAAAAACUGCUCUUCCGAUUAUAGGAACGGGCUACAGCAUCGUCCCCGUAGCGCUAGCGACCUCGAUCUCUCCCUAAACCUUAAAAACGAAACCCUUAAGACGCGCACCAUCGCGGACGGACGCGCUAGACUCGUAUCGAACGAUCACACGCACGACGUCACCGACGCAGCCAGGACAAUUAACGUCCACAACGGUCUUCAGCCAUCCAUGCUGAAGAUCGAGCUGAAUAUCGAGGACGAGGAGGAGAAAGUGAAAGCUACCAAGAAGAAUUUGGGGUUCGACAAAUAUCGCGAUAGCCCGAUCGCGACCGGCUCGCCGGAUUUGAAAAGUACCUUUAAAGUUUUCGAAGUAUACGCGAACGUUGACGAGGACGCAGGUGGACAAAAGGAGUCCAGCGUUGAUAUUGAAGACGACUAUCCUUUUGCCAAGGAGGAUUAUCCCACCAUGCUAAAAACAUGUAGUGACGAUUCCGCGAGUCCAAGAAGUUCAUCGGGUAGAUCAGACAGUACCGCACCCCUUGAUACCAGUCUAAUGCUCAGGCAUAGUAAAAGCCAUAAAGACUCGCCAACUUAUGACGUACGAAGGAUAGACCUUGGUUCUCCUUGUAGAUCGGUAGUACCCGAUAUCAAGGUGGCUCCACUCUUUGGUCGAACCCGAGACGCGACUUCCUUUGACAAUCCGGCUUAUGGAUUAACGGACUUGCAGGAUCUUCAGGGGCUACUGCGAUCCGACGAAAUGUCAGACUUAACCAGACUGAUUGAUGAACAAUCUUCAAUUCCAAGAACUCCGCAAGACCAAGAUAAAGUCUCGCCUGUCCGUGUCAAGGAUCAGCAGAUGGAAUCUUCUCAAACCGAGCCAGUAAGCAAGUCCAGCAAAAGUCCGACGAAACGUCGUUCAAAUGACGAGCGAGUUAAAUUGAAGACAAAAACUCGCAGUCUCGAUAUCGAGGAAUUGAUUCGGACUGGCUCGACCGAUGAUCUUCUCGGCAUUGAAUUAAGCAAUCUCUCCUCCUCCUCCUCCUCGUCCCGGCAGCGGACAAAAAAGAAGCGACAUCAGCAGAUCUCCAGCGGCUAUUCCACACUGAGGAGCGAGGCCUCUGGCGAUCUCGAGCAUAACACGGACCGCAGCUUCCUCGUGGUGGGCAGAAAGCCUUACCGCGAGGUAGCCGUCGAUUGUCCACCGGAUUUCGUGCCGGUCACCAAGUGCCAUCCGAUAUACCCGCCACCGAAUAAGACCCCCGGCAACAGCAAGCACAACACCCUCGAGCCAAAGCGCGAUCGCGCGAGUGUCAUUAACGAGGCGAGUUCGUGCGCUGCGACAACGACGAUGACCAUGACGACAACCACGCUCGUAGCCUCCCCUCGCCUCUCCUUGAACGAUAAUAGCUUCACGACGCUGUCUAGUGCCGACAGUAGCGCUAAAGAGACCGUGGUCGCGCGCUCGGUAGACCAUAAGCACAGCUUGAAGAAGGCCGGUCUCAAUGGAGUCAAGCCUGCCAUCCCACCGCGCGAUCAGAAGAGAGCACCUGCCAGACCGCCGAAAGAUAAUUUGCGCCUCUCCACGCAGAACAAUAAUGUUGAGACGAGCGAUAACGCCAACGCCGAGCCGACACAACAGCAGUUGCAUUCUAUCAGGAAAUAUCAGGAGCAGUUACGAAAACGGAAAGAUGAGGAGGAAAGACAGGAAAUGCUCAGCCGUUCUCUCCGUGGCUCUAAAAAGCUUCAAGCUUUGGAGAGCCACGCGACGAGCCUCAGUGGCCAGGGAAAUCUUGCUUAUGCACAGGACGAGGUGACCACCGGCGUCAGUCGAAUUACACACGCCACUCCUAAUGCAAUCCAAGAAGUGGAGGAGCCGCCCAGGCCUCUCACGUACGGCGAGGUCGUUGCUACGCUGGAGAGGCUGCAGCUCCAACUGCGGAAUAUUUCAGGUGCUCUCGGUAUUUCGGGUCCAGGUGUCGAAGCCGAGCUCGAGGCAGUCCGAACACUUUUAGUGCAGAAUCGAUUUGCGUCUGCCCUGGCGACUCGUCAUACUUUAAAAAGUCGACUAAGGACGAGCAAGAUUUUCAAACAUCAUGCCGAUGAUGCAUCGAAUUUAGCGCGAGAUUGCGUGGAUAUCCUUGAAAAAUGGCAAUCGUCGUCGACCGCAACAGGUGUCGGCGGAGCAGAAACAAUAGCCGCCGUGGAAGAGUUAACGAGUAUUCUAACAAGUUACGACAUGGAGGCUCUGCUUCUGGCGCACGACUCUAUCGUCUCCUACGUGGAAGGUUUACAAAGGAAGCAAAGUCCGUCCUCUCCACCCAGUGACCCGCCUAGUCCGACGUCUAGUUGGAAAGAUUCCCGUGUAGUCGACAACAUUAAAAUUAUCCGAAUUGAGAAAACUAACGAACCUUUGGGUGCUACCGUCAGAAACGAAGGGGAUGCGGUAAUCAUAGGACGUGUCGUUCGUGGUGGUGCGGCAGAUAAGUCAGGACUUCUACAUGAGGGCGACGAGGUUCUCGAGGUAAACGGAGUAGAAAUGCGCGGCAAGACUGUCAACGAAGUUUGUGAUAUUCUUGCUGGCAUGCAGGGUAGUCUCACGUUCUUGGUACUUCCGGCUCCAACGAGCCACAGAAAUAAUUUAAGGAGAGAAGACACGACCCAGAUACAUAUACGAGCGCAUUUCGAUUACGAUCCCGAGGAAGACCCAUACAUACCGUGCAGAGAGUUGGGCGUAAGCUUUCAAAAAGGUGAUGUACUCCACGUAAUUUCUCAAGAGGAUCCUAACUGGUGGCAAGCAUAUCGAGAGGGUGAAGAAGACCAGACACUGGCUGGUCUAAUACCCAGCAGAGCGUUUCAACAUCAGCGAGAAUCCAUGAAGCAGACGAUAGCUGGUGACAAAUCGACGAUGCGAGGUUCGAAAAAAUCUAGCACGUUAUUGUGCGCCAGAAAAAAUCCAAAGAAGAAGAAACGAAACAAGUUCGGCGCGAACUUCAAUGACGAUGGAUAUCCACUUUAUGCAACAACUGCCAUAGACGAUUACGACAGCGAGGAAGUGCUGACGUAUGAGGAAGUCGCCUUAUACUAUCCUCGUGCAAAUCACAAGAGGCCAAUUGUACUCAUCGGACCACCCAAUAUCGGACGGCACGAACUUAGGCAGAGAUUGAUGCAGGACAGCGAACGUUUUGCUGCAGCGAUACCACAUACAAGUCGUCCAAAGAAAGAUUCCGAAGUCGAUGGGCAGGAUUACCAUUUUAUUUCUCGUGCUCAGUUCGAGUCCGAUAUUCUUUGUCGGAAGUUCGUCGAGCACGGCGAAUACGAGAAAGCAUAUUACGGCACGUCCGUGGAGGCCAUCAGGACAGUGGUUAAUUCCGGGAAAAUCUGUGUCUUAAACCUGCAUCCCCAGAGUCUCAAGAUCCUGCGAAAUUCGGAUCUAAAGCCGUAUGUUGUGUUUAUCGCGCCUCCGAGCCUCGAGAAGCUUAGGCAGAAGAGGAUCAAGAACAACGAAAGCUUCAAAGAGGAAGAAUUAAAAGACAUAAUCGAGAAGGCCCGUGAGAUGGAGGAUAAGUAUGGCCAUCUAUUUGAUAUGCUUAUCCUCAACAACGAUACGGAUCGGGCGUAUAACCAGCUCCUCACGGAGAUUAAUUCGCUCGAGAGAGAACCUCAGUGGGUGCCUGCGUCUUGGGUUCAGUAACUUAAGCAGUCUUAAUCGCCGCGCUUAAGACGAGCGUUUCUAUACAUGUCUCAACGGUGAGGACGGCGAUCGGAGGCCAGUAUUGCGGUAUCUGUUUGCAAGACAAGUGCUUUCACGCAAUUUUCCAAGUAAGACUUCAAGCAAGUCUGACAAAAAUUCGGAGAACUGGUUCUUCUACAGGUGCCUGUUACAUAGUUUUAUGUUUCUUACGCAAAUCUUAAAUCUUCCCCGGUUAUUAUAUUGCAAGUACUACUCGCCUGACAGAGUCUUCCGCGCGUGUUGUCGUACUUUGGUGCCAUGAAAAUGACGGAGCAAUCUUCAAAGGGAGAAAGGGAAGAAAAGAAAUAGAAAAGAGAAUGAAUGUUCUGCAAAAAAUUUUCACAACCUUUGUGACGAACUACUCCUCGACGUAGAUUCUUGCAUUUGUUAUAGAAGAAAAAAAGAAUAUGGUAUUUAUAUACCAUAUUGAAAUCACAGUGAAAGAGAUAGUUUUCGAGACUCGGUUGCAUGUCAAUGAUGUUUCGAAUUUAAGCGAAUAUGUAAUCAAAUCGCGGACGAUAAUCUGACGAAAAAUUUAAAUUUAAGUUCCGCUUAAAUUUCAAACAGAAUUGCUGCGAUUUAGUCUACUUUUGGUAUCCCGAGAUAAUUCCGAUUGAAAUACGUUCGUACGUCGAAGAGGUAUUUACGGUUAAAUUCUCAUGACUGACCCAUUCCCUAAGCGGUUAAUAUUAUUAUAUUAGAUGCGCGAGUAUACAAAAAGUAUCAUCUUUUCGGUGCGCCAAAGCACAUCUGCCGAGCAUUUUGCUCUUUCUACAUAUUAGCCCGUUCUACAUGAGGAAGUGUACCUGACCUGAUGUCUCCUAACAGUGAAAAAUUUCUAACUUAGGGAACUCGUGAAAAUAUCGUGUAAUUUUCUAUGAUCUACGCACAUACAUUUUGAUAAAUUUUAAUAAGUGGAAUCGAAGCUUCGAUCCAGAUUUUUUAAAAGAUUCUUGUUCAGCGUAGCACGUGCGAAUAUAUUAACAUUACAUUAUUAAUUCUGCGUAAUGUAAUUAAUUCUUUUUAUGUUUAUCGC